AAUCUUAAAGUAUGGAUAUCCAGCGUUUUAUUAGUCGUCUUCAGGUCAAUCUCACAAAGCUUUCCUAUGCUGAGACACCCGAGCUUGCAAAAAUACGUGCCAAUGCAAGGUAUGCAAGAAAACUUAUAUUGCGUGCAGAGGAUUUGGGGCAGAAUAUGAGAGUAGAAAGGCAGAAAAUUGAGGAGAUUAUUGAGAGAAUUGAGGAAAAACAGAAAGAAGAAGAUAACUUAGAAAUAGAUGAAGUAGAAGAAAAAUCAGUAGAGAAUAUUGAAUUAGAAGCAACAGAAGAGAUUUUAAUACAACAUCGAGAGAUGGCAGAUGCAAUGACAGAAAAAAUGUUGCGUUUGGCUCAAGAAAUGAAAGUAAAUGCAAGGGCUAUGGGGGAAAUAGCGGAGAGAGAUCAAUCACUUAUUUUAUCGACGGGGAAUUUAUUAGGAAAAAAUUUAAAUAUAAUACAGAUAACUAAUAAACGACUUGAAAAAUAUCGUAGAGUCAAUUCAGGAACGUUUUGGCUUAGUCUUUUAAGUAUUAUAGUUGUUUUUAUAUCGUUCUUUGUAGUGUUUUUUUUGGUUCGUAUAACAUGAUUUUAAAAGAAUGAAAAUGGAUAAAAAG
Molecule: messenger RNA, 612 nt
Organism: Pneumocystis murina B123
Lineage: Eukaryota; Fungi; Ascomycota; Pneumocystomycetes; Pneumocystales; Pneumocystaceae
Exons: 2
Coding region: 12-584 (190 amino acids)
Biological process (GO): retrograde vesicle-mediated transport, Golgi to endoplasmic reticulum
Cellular component (GO): endoplasmic reticulum; SNARE complex
Molecular function (GO): SNAP receptor activity
Source: RefSeq, a predicted model, not a curated record